Molecule: messenger RNA, 910 nt
Organism: Halteromyces radiatus
Lineage: Eukaryota; Fungi; Mucoromycota; Mucoromycetes; Mucorales; Cunninghamellaceae
Product: 40S ribosomal protein S2
Exons: 4
Coding region: 26-793 (255 amino acids)
Biological process (GO): translation
Cellular component (GO): cytosolic small ribosomal subunit; ribosome
Molecular function (GO): RNA binding; structural constituent of ribosome
Source: RefSeq, a predicted model, not a curated record
UCUCAUUCAAUUAUAGUUUUAUCAAAUGGCUGACUCUGCAACGGCCGAUAGAAGAGGUGGUUUUGGACGUGGACGUGGACGUGGCGGUCGUGGACGUGGUGGCCGUGGUCGUCGUGGUGAAGAAAAGAACGAAUGGGUUCCUGUUACCAAACUCGGUCGUCUUGUGAAGGCUGGUAAGAUCAAGUCUAUUGAAGAAAUCUACUUGUUCUCUUUGCCUAUCAAAGAAUACCAAAUUGUCGAUUACUUCUUGCCCAAACUCCAAGAUCAAGUAAUGAAGAUUAUGCCUGUUCAAAAGCAAACUCGUGCCGGUCAACGUACUCGUUUCAAGGCUUUUGUUGUUAUUGGUGAUAGUGAUGGUCAUGUUGGUCUUGGUGUCAAGUGUUCUAAGGAAGUUGCCACCUCCAUCCGUGGUGCUAUUAUCUUGGCCAAGUUGUCUAUCAUCCCUGUCCGUCGUGGUUUCUGGGGUUCUUCUCUUGGUGAACCUCAUACUGUUCCUUGCAAGGUCACUGGUAAGUGUGGUUCUUCCGUUUGCCGUCUUAUUCCUGCUCCCCGUGGUACUGGUAUUGUCGGUGCUCCUGUUCCCAAGAAGGUUCUUCAAUUGGCUGGUAUUACUGAUUGUUAUACUUCUUCCAAGGGUUCUACCCGUACUUUGGGUAACUUUGUCAAGGCCACCUUCGCUGCUAUUGGCAACACUUAUGGUUUCUUGACUCCUGAUCUCUGGGCUGAAACUGAAUUCACCAAGGCUCCUUAUCAAGAAUUCACUGACUUCCUUUCCCAAAAGCAACGCAAGUAAAUCAACUACUGAUUGCGGAUGAUAUAAUGUCUUCUCUAUUGGUUGGACAAAUUUUAGUAUAGUUUAUUAUUCUUUUGAUUUGUCUUUUUAUGUCAAUAAAGAAAACGUUUACAACUU